CAACUGGUUAAAAAUAAAUGAAAUUUGCUAAUCUUUUCCUUUAUGGUACAUGAUGUUUUGGGGUCUCGUUGAAGACAUCCCUGCUAGCUCCAAGGUUAAAGAGAAAGGCAUUUCCUGAACACUGUAGUUCUGCUUUCCCUCCUUAGAUUUCUAACGGUCUGAUGUGACUGCUGGGGAGGUGGGCAGGGAUUUGAGGGCUUGUUUUCUCAGCUGGGCAGCUUAGUGUGGCACCUGUUGCCUGUUCUUUGACCAGUCCAUCCUCCUGCUAUGGAUCCUCAGUGUCCUCCAGACCGCUGGGAUGACCUUACAGAACCCUGUAGGGCCAACAGCUCUCUCUGCAGACCCUGCACCUGCACUGCACUGCUUGACCUGGCAGAGGAACAUGCAGCUAGCACACUUCUCCCUGGUCCUGUGUCCUGCUCUCCUCCCUUCUUGAACCUUCCCCCAUCUCACCCUGAGCCGGUGACUCUACUUCUCAGUUCUGUGAACAAAUGAUGCAACCCGGGCAUAUCCACAACCUGCCAGCCCCACUUCCAACCCUUCCUGUGUUUGUGUCCCCUCCUCAGCCCUGCCUCCUGGUGCAUGGAGGACCUGUCCAUGCCUCUAAGCACAGCACUGCGUCACUGCGUGCUACAUGCUGUCCUCUCUUCCCCUCCAGCCCUGCUCCUCGGCAUGGUGGACUUUGUUUUGCUUUCCUCUGAUGUUCUCAGCACAUGGAAAGGCUUGUCUGGAUCUCCCCUCCACCUUUUGUUCACUCCAUUUGCUACCCUCACUGGCAAAAGUCUUCAAAGACUUUCCCAUGUUUAUACUGCCUGAAUUGUCUCCUUCCCUCUGGCCAAUAUCAGGACUCUCAAUGGCUAACGAAGCUCAUCCCUGCCCGUGUGACAUUGGCCACAGGCUAGAGUAUGGAGGCAUGGGCCAUGAAGUUCAGGUGGAGCACAUCCAGGCUUACGUCACCAGGUCCCCUGUUGAUGCAGGCAAAGCCGUGAUUGUCAUUCAAGAUAUUUUUGGCUGGCAAUUACCCAACACCAGGUAUAUGGCUGACAUGAUUGCAGGAAAUGGAUACACGACAAUUGUUCCAGACUUCUUCGUGGGCCAGCCGCCAUGGAGACCUUCUGAUGACUGGUCCACAUUCCCUGAGUGGCUGAAAACAAAAAAUGCCAGGAAGAUCAACAGGGAGAUAGAUGCUGUCCUGAGGUAUCUGAAACAGCAAUGUAAUGCUCAGAAAAUUGGUGUCGUGGGAUUCUGCUGGGGUGGAAUCGCUGUGCACCAUGUGAUGACAACGUAUCCAGAACUCAAGGCAGGGGUGUCUGUUUAUGGCAUUGUCAAGGAUUCCGAAGACGUUUAUAGUUUAAAGAACCCCACGCUGUUCAUUUUUGCUGAAAACGAUACUGUGAUUCCUCUGGAACAAGUUUCUGUGCUGACCCAGAAGUUGAAAGAACACUGCAAAGUUGAAUAUCAGAUUAAAACAUUUUCUGGGCAAACUCAUGGCUUUGUGCAUCGAAAGAAAGAAGAUUGUUCACCUGCUGACAAGCCUUACAUUGACGAGGCAAGAAGGAAUUUAAUUGAAUGGUUGAACAAGUACAUUUAGCAGCGAUCAAGUACAAAAUAGCUUUAAUCUAAAAUUUUUCUUCAUCAUUUUUUACUUUAUAGGAAAUAAUAUAGGAAUCUGGAAUUCAUUUAAUUUGAAACUCAUUCAUAUUCAGUACAAAAUGUUAAUUCUGAAAAUUUUUAAUAUGCACAUAAAAUAAAAAUGGAACUAGAUCAGCACCUGAGGAAUUUGAAUGAUUAAAUAAUAUGUUAAUUAGGGAAAACCUGGGACUCUUCAGAGUACCAGCUGAAAGCUCAGGUGUGACCUUUCUGGUAUUUAGUUGCAUAUAUCCUUUAAAAUGACUGUUGGCCAUACAAGACAUAAUGUAAACUGGGGAAAAAUUAAAAACUCAUGGAGACAUUUGUCUUUGUCUUAAAGAGACCUGACUUUUUCACAUUUAUAUGCUGUAAUUUGAGUAUUGAAGUGAACAUAAGUUUCAGUUGACCUAAAUCUAUCACCCUGCUAUCCCCUAGGUGGUGGUUUUCCAAACACUGGCAUUUUGGGUCCAGGGUUGGGCCACAUGUGUUCCAUCACAACAUGUUCCAUCAGAGUAGUGCUGGUGAAGGGUAAAGUCCCUGGCCUAUACCUGCAUCUGUUCGGGACUAGUGUGUGGCUUUUUUUUUCCUCCUUCUCAUUUGGUCCUGUGGACUCUCUCAUGAGAGUGGCUUUAAACUCUACCCCUGCUCUGAUGGAGCUUCAGGGAGUUUGGUCAUGAGCGUUCCUAUGCUUUUCAUGGGACACUUUUUUUGGCAGUACUUAGUGCUUGCUGGGUAAGUCCUCUACUGCUUAAGCCAGGCCUUCUGCCCUUUUUGAGACAGGUUCUUACUAUGUCCAGGCUCUCUGAUGUUGUGGGCUCAAGCGAUCCUCCCGUCUCAUGCCAUGGGCACUUCAUGUUGCUGGAUGGCCUAAUGCAUAAGGGUUUGACUCAUGAUGGGGUCCCCUGUCAUGUUUCUGCUGACAGAUGUCUUUGAGGCUCAUCUGACCCAUGUCUAGUUUAUUCCUACCAAGAUGGCCACUCUUCUUUCUCUCAGUAGGGGAGGAAGUUAGGUUAGGGUGCAUCCAUAGGUGACACUGGAAGCAGCUCAAUAGAACACCUAACAGCAGCACGUCAUAUAUAGAUCCAGACUGAGGGUAGCACCCCUCACAGUACCAAGAGGAAAUGGGGAGCUGUCCAGGACGUGUGCGCUCAACCAGGGAGUGGUGGCCAAGAGAUCAGGCCACUGUAUUGGGGUUCAUGGGUUACUCAAGCAGGCUUUUUUUUGGAGGCAGUGGGAGUUGAACUUGUGAGGCAGGUGUUCUACCACUUGAGCCACACAAGGGUACACAAAGGGGGUUGUAAGUGUUGGACCAGCAGGCAAGUUCUGUGGAGUCACAUGUCUCUUAAGAGGCCUAGCUAUCUGGUCCAGCCAAGGUUGGGGUUUGGUGGGGGAAACCAGGUAGGUUUUAUCUAGUUGUCCUAUAGGCAGGUGAUCACUAGGUGGCUGCAUGAGGCAGAGGUCUGGAUCCACUACCUUGAGGAACUAAGAGGAGGCAGAUCGCUAGUCACUUGUCAAAGGUGACUAAUCCUGGCUCUGGUUAAGAGAAUUUAAAACCUACAUUCAGAGCAGAUGCUGAGGCAACAUAAAAUUUAAGAAUCCACUAUACUUGACUUCUUUUUUUUUGUGGUGCUGGGGCUUGAACUCA
Molecule: messenger RNA, 3274 nt
Organism: Castor canadensis (American beaver)
Lineage: Eukaryota; Metazoa; Chordata; Mammalia; Rodentia; Castoridae
Source: RefSeq, a predicted model, not a curated record